This is a messenger RNA of Acaulospora colombiana, 207 nucleotides long. NCBI's taxonomy places the organism in Eukaryota, Fungi, Glomeromycota, Glomeromycetes, Diversisporales, Acaulosporaceae. The record is from the annotation of a GenBank genome assembly.
UAUCCUGUGACCAUACUCUAUGAACAAGCCGGCGGUCAAGAUUCAAGAGGCAUAGAGGCGCUCGCGCUCGGACAAAUUGGGAGACUUGAUACCGAGCAUCACCACGUUGAACGUCGCCUUGCUUCCCUAGAUUCUGACUCGAACAACGACUCUGGAUCUACGACAUCUAUCAUAUUACACUUAGAACUCAAGAGCCUCAAGAAUUUG